GAGAAUGAUAGGUUUGCCAUUCAGGAUUCAUUCAUACUAAGAAACACUUGCAGAGGUCAAAGCACAAAAUCCCAACAAUGCAAUACACUCAACUCUCAUUUUGGGGAAUCUUUUGGAUGUUGCUACCAAUGAUCCAAGGACGAGCUAUAAAAACUGAUCGAGUGAAAAAUGAUGCAAAGAUGCUGGCAAGGACCUUGAUUACCAGGAUACAAGAGCACCCAAUCCAGUACCUUUUCCCCAGCAAUCUAAAAAUCAGUGGUUUGGAUUUUAUCCCAGAUGAGCAGUUACUAGAAAGCCUGGAACAUAUGGAUGAAACGCUUGAAGUUUUCCAAGAAAUUCUCUCUAGUCUCCCAAUGGAAAAUGUUGAUCAGAUGUUGAGUGACAUGGAGAACCUCCGCAGUCUGUUACAAUUAUUGAGCACCAUAAUGGGAUGUACAACCAGAAAACACAGCCAAAGUGACACUCAGGUGAACCUGACAGAGGAGUAUGCCAAAGCCCCUUACACUACAGAAAAGGUAGCACUGGAUCGUCUCCAAAAAUCCCUGCAUAGUAUUGUCAAGCACUUGGACCACAUCACUAACUGCUAACUAAGACCAUACUAAUGGCAAAAUAACUCUUUUUUUUCACUUCUCUCAAAAACACCUUUGUUAUUUUGAUGAGGAACUACUGCAAGCCAUAUUUAUUUGCAAGACUAGGAGGCAAUGUUUAGCAGGACCCAUUUCCCUUUCUUAUUUUGAGUCAGCAUAAACAUGCACAUAGUUAAAGGGAAGAUAGAAAAUGGUAUAAAACUAUUGUUCCCAAAAAGAUAUCAGUGUCAUAGAGUAAAUCCAUACCUAGGAUAAUGCUGGUCACUAUAUGAAUUAGUAGAUACAAUGAUAAUAACUACAAGGAUUCUAUUCCAGUAUGGGCUUCCACAUUUCAUGUACUGCACACUACAGAAUAUGUUUGAUACCCACAUGGACGUGAACUAUACAGUAAAAUGAAUUGCACUAGUACGUGCACAAUAAUUAAUAAAUACCCAUGGAAUAUCUAUAGUAGAGAGGCAUUGACAUGGCAAUAGAAAAAACCCAUUGAUACAACUUUGUCUUUGGUGUCACAAAAUGAGGCCUUGCUGUAAAUGCCAGCCUCAGCUGUGUUGUUAGUUUAUAAUAGAAUAUAGUAUAUUUUAAAAAAAAAUAUUUUUAUAUUUAAAGGUUUUCUUAAACUUGAAUAUUUCAGUUAAAACAGGCAGCAAACAAAUAUUUAUUUAUUUAUCCUUUAUUUUGUGUUUUA
Xenopus laevis (African clawed frog) is the source of this 1272-nucleotide messenger RNA. RefSeq names its product leptin L homeolog (gene lep.L). The transcript has 3 exons. Gene Ontology annotation, biological process: signal transduction. Gene Ontology annotation, molecular function: hormone activity. The coding region runs from base 78 to 587 and encodes 169 amino acids. Gene Ontology annotation, cellular component: extracellular region. The record is from RefSeq and is a predicted model, not a curated record. Lineage: Eukaryota; Metazoa; Chordata; Amphibia; Anura; Pipidae.